Engraulis encrasicolus (European anchovy) is the source of this 997-nucleotide messenger RNA. It is a transcript of the gene myl2a, whose product is annotated as myosin, light chain 2a, regulatory, cardiac, slow. NCBI's taxonomy places the organism in Eukaryota, Metazoa, Chordata, Actinopteri, Clupeiformes, Engraulidae. Gene Ontology annotation, molecular function: calcium ion binding. The transcript is spliced from 7 exons. The coding region runs from base 104 to 613 and encodes 169 amino acids. The record is from RefSeq and is a predicted model, not a curated record. Gene Ontology annotation, cellular component: cytoplasm; myofibril. Gene Ontology annotation, biological process: muscle cell fate specification; cardiac muscle contraction; heart development.
CUGGGGUACAUAAGGCCACCAAGGCGUGCCCCCAUUGUCCCUUUUGGCAUUUUGGGAGCCCUGCAUUGUUUUUGAUCCGCUGCGCCCCUUCUGAACAUCGGCUAUGGCACCCAAAAAGGCAAAGAAGAGGUCGGCGGACGGAGCCAACUCCAACGUGUUCUCCAUGUUUGAGCAGGCGCAGAUCCAGGAGUUCAAGGAGGCCUUCACCAUCAUGGACCAGAACAGGGAUGGAUUCAUCGACAAGAAUGACCUGAGGGACACCUUCGCCGCUCUAGGUCGCCUCAACGUCAAGCAGGAAGAAAUCGAUGACAUGCUGAAAGAGGCCCCUGGGCCAGUCAACUUCACCGUCUUCCUCACCAUGUUCGGGGAGAAGCUGAAGGGUGCUGACCCGGAGGAGACCAUCCUCAAUGCCUUUAAAGUCUUUGAUCCAGAGGGGAAGGGAGUGCUGAGAAAGGACUAUGUGACAGAGAUGCUGACCACUCAAGCUGACAGAUUCUCCACAGAGGAGAUGGAGCAGAUGUGGUCAGCCUUCCCUCCAGACGUGGCCGGCAACCUGGACUACAAGAACUUGGUGCACAUCAUCACGCAUGGAGAGGAGAAGGACCAGGAAUAAGACUAGAUGACCUCUCUGCACACACCCAACUCUCCUCUCAUUCCCCCCACCCCUAGUCCACAUUAUUGUCCAAGCAUCCGACCCCAUCCCCAACGGCUAUGUCCUGUCUUACCACAAACAUACAUACAUGUACAGUACAUGACCUACAUUACUUGGGGGGGUCACAAUUCACUUUUUUUCUUUCUUUUUUUUUGCACAUUUUCGAUCCUUCUGGUGCUUUCAAAUAAUAGACAGUGGCAUAAAAUAAGAAACUCAAAAAUAAGUUUCUUCUUUUUUUUUCGUUGGCGGCUAUAAAAUGUCUGUGUGAAUAAUUUAUUGUAUAAGAAAGCAUUGUUGCACACUCUUGCAGUCUUUUUUUUUCAAUAAAUAGAAUCUGAAGUUUCA